AUGACUCAGAUACCUGCUGACUACCUGUCAACCACCAGCUCCUACAACUAUGAGCAGCCCCUUACCUCUGUGGCUCGGACAAGCACUGUCACCAAGGUACUCCCAGCCAAAAAAAUAACCUUCUUCAAGAGUGGAGAUCCUCAGUUUGCAGGAGUCAAGAUGGCCAUCAACCAGAGAAGCUUCAAGAGCUUCAAUGCACUCAUGGAUGACCUCUCUCAUCGGGUUCCACUGCCAUUUGGGGUACGGACUAUCACCACCCCACGAGGAAUACAUUGCAUCAGUGAGCUGGACCAACUAGAGGAUGGAGGAUGCUACCUUUGCUCCGACAAGAAAUAUGUCAAGCCUAUUAGCAUUACUUCUGGGGGACACAGGCCAGGCCCUCCACGAAAUGGUCGUCCCUCCAGUACCUUGAGAAGAGCAGCUCAGGAGGGCAAGCUUGAAGAUUAUUCUACACCUUUCACUCAUCAUGGCCCCAGAAUACCAAAGAAAAUCACACUAGUUAAGAACGGUGAAAGUAGUUUUCGUCGUUCAAUCAUCUUGAACCGCAGAAAUGCCCGGAGUUUCAAAACACUUCUGGAUGAGAUUUCUGAGAUCCUGCAGUUCCCAGUGAAGAAGCUCUACACUGUUGAUGGGAAGAAGAUCGACAGCAUGCAGGCUCUACUUCACUGCCCCAAUGUGCUGGUGUGUGUCGGCCGGGAGCCAUUUAAACCUGUAUUGAUGGAGAAUUUGAGGAAACACUCAGUGGAGAAGCUGCCCAACCUGGUUCCCCGUUCCAACAGCAACAAUGUCAAUGAAAACAAUGAAAUGGACUUUGGACUGAAAGCCAAAAAAAGUGUUAUCCAUCCACGGACAGCAUCAAGCAAUAGGUCAAUGAGAUUUUCUUUAUCAUCAGAAAAAUCAUAUCCUAAUGGUCUUGCUGCCUCACCAGACAACAGUGUACCUUUCUCAAACAGUUGUUCGCAUCCAAAACCUGGGGACCUGGUCCAUUCCUUGGUCAACGAUGACAUAGAAAAACGGGUACAUGUGAACAAGGAUGGUAGCUUGUCCGUUGAGAUGAAAGUCCGCUUCCGCUUGCUGAAUGAUGAGACUUUGCAGUGGUCCACCCAGAUCAAAAAGUCCAAUCUGAUGAACCAGAUGCCUUGCGAAGAGUCAGGAGUAGAGGAGGACAAUGGAGUACACUCCAUACAGAAGAUGAACCCAGAAGCCAGCUCAGAGGCAGAUGAGUCAUUAUAUCCCUGUGAUAUUGAUUCUUACAUGUCAAAACUUGAGGAAUCGGAAUGUGAUGAGGCUCAUUGUCAUAGCUGUGGAAAGAAACACCAAGACUAUGACAUCUGGAAAAACCCCAUGCACACAUCCCAGAGAGGAGAGCCCAGUGUACGAAGCACCUGGCACACACGAUCAUCAUGCUCCAGCACGUCUUCCCGGAGGAGGGUAAUUCACAAAAAAAUGGCUUCUGUGGAUAGCCUCCGCACCACAUCCAGUGAGGAAUUCUCUGAGCACAUUGUGCAGGAGUCCUCAUCCUACUCAGAGACUAUAGAGAAUAGAGUAGCAUAUCGAUCCAUUAAAAAGUGUAUGUGUCGAAGUGAUUUGUCUACAGGUGCUUCCAAUGGCGAAGACCAGCAAGAACACACUCGGACAAGCACGAGCAAUAGUCAGAGACCUUCAUCCUUGGGUUUAAUGUCACAUUCAAGCUGUGAAAACAACCUGGAUACUCAAGAAACCCCUGAAGACCAUGAGGCCAGCAAAACCAAUUCACAAAAUGAAGAUGAAAGUUGUUUUGAAGUCUCCUCUGUGAAGUGCUUAAAGGAUGAUGUGGAAGACAUUGAAAGCAGCAGAGCUGGGAGUGGCAUGUCAAGGUCAUCUCUGCAGUCCAGAAAAAGCAAGAAGAAUGUAUGUGCGGAAACAAGUAGCAUGGGUAGGAGCAUGUCCUCCUCAAGCCUUCAGAAGGCAAAUCAAGAAGAUAACACUAGAUCCUCCACUCCUGCUGACAGUGUGCACAGCAAGUCUAGUAACUGUACCACGCCAAGAGCAAAGAUUGAACAGGAUGACCAUUCUGAUGACAAUGCAGUGGUGUCCUCUUUCUCCAGUGAGUCCAGCCCUAAGAAAGAGGCUGAAGAGGCUGAAGCAGAACAAGAAGAAAAUGAAAUCAAUGAAGUCAGCUCAGUGUCAGCAAAAACAAAGCCCAGUCAAUCAGUUAGAGAUGAAAGCAGUGAAGGUGAACGAUGCUCUACACAAGGAACCCCUCAUUCCAGAGCUAGUGACAGGAACAGCAAGAGAAGUGACAGUGAUGAGGUCAUUCUGUGCAAUGCUUCUUGCUCCUCCAGAGGAUCCAAAAAGAGCAAACACAGCCAUAUUCAUUUGGAUGCACGGUCUGAAAUGUCUGUGUCUUCACUUGAAUCUACUCUGAAUAAAAAGAAGAAUUCCCUCCAUGCAGAUGAUCUGAGAUCAUGCAGCAGGACAUCUAAUUACUCCAAAAGCUCAUGUGAAAUCAAAAAGAAGUCUAUUGGAGACCCCAUGUCUCAUAAGUCAGGAUCUUUUCAUUCAAACAUUUCAUCUGUUAGUGAAAGAGAGGCAACUGCUGGUUUUACAGAGAAGAAAAGCUUGAAAAGUACCACCAAUGGCUACAGUGAGUCUUCAAAAGGCUCAAAGAAGAGAAGCCAUAGGGAAGAAAAUAGCAAAUCAUCAUCUGUCUGCUCAAGUGUUUCAAGCCCUAAUGGAAAAGCUGGAGAGGGUCAUUCCAAGAUUAAUUCAGAGGCCCCUUCUUCAAGACAGGCAAGUAUGAGUGAGAGUGUAUGUUCAAAAGUUGACCAUUCAGCUGAGACUGGCAUUAAGAAUGGAAAUACUGCAAGUGCCUCUUCAAGAGUCUCAUCAAAGUCAGAAAUAAAAGAUAAAUGCUUGUUAACACAUAUAGCCCAGGAAAGUGAUGAUAGGUGUUCACAAUCAAACAUAUCUAAAUAUUCAAAAUCAAGGCAGAUAAAAACUGGAAAUCUUCGUGUGGAGAUGUCAAACUCCAGCCAAGCAUCACUGCCUGACACUAUGUCAGUAUGCAGUAUGCACUGCCCUGCCCCACCAAAAGGGAAGCCGAACAGCAAAAAAAUUCGUUCAACCAUGUUCAAGAACUCCUCCAUUAGCAGCAUAGGUACUGAGUCAGUGAUGACCCCACGAAAAGAGCAGAAAGAAAUUAUUGAUUCCUCCAAAGCAACUUCCUAUGGGUCUAAAUCAGCUGCAAUUGAAAUAAAUGACCAGAAGAGUAAAGAGAUUGAUGGUUCUUGCAAUAAAAAAGUGGAAGAAGAUUUAGAAGGCAUGGACAUGGAAGAGGAAGGGAGUGAAUUAGUGCCAUCUAAUCUACCAAAUACAUCUCCAGAAGAGGUUGUGCAAGAAUGGCUAAGUAAAAUCCCUUCAGAGACAUUGCUUAUGAAAUAUGAAAUGGAGGAUAAUGUAGAAGAAGAAUGUAUGGAGGCAACCACUGAGGUAUCAUACUGCUCAAAUGCUGAGGAAAUCUCAGAGGAUGAAAAAGCUGAGAAAAAGAAUAUGGAGGAGGUUGAAAAUGAGCCAAAGGAAGAAGUGGGAAAAGAGGCAGCAGAAGUUACAGCUAUUAAUGAAGAAGCUGAAGAAUGUGUGAAUCAGGAACAAAUCUCUGAGGUUGUGUCCGAAGCUGCCAAAGCUGACCAGGCAGAACGCAGCCAGUCAGGUACAUCCCAACAAAAUAGCAACAGAAGAGACCUGCCAACCACUGUCCAGACUUCAGUCCAGAUCAUGAAGGCCUUGCUUAGUUCAAAACAUGAAACAAAAUUUGACCGAUCAAACAGUUUGCCUGAAGUGUCCCCUACUAUGGGGAGGAAGCUGAGUAACUCUGCCAGCAUUCUGAUUACUUGUCUUGCCAGUCUCCAGCUCCUCGAUGAAGAGUCAGAAGGUCCAUCAGAUAAAUCAAAAUGUUUGAAUAAGUCAAGGUAUAUGGAGCUGCUAAAUGUUUUUCAAGCCCUGUGGUUUGGAUGCAUACCUGAAAAAAGAGGCCCAAGUUCAGGUCAAGCAGUAUGUGAGCAGGCAAAGACAGCCUCUGGGUUUAAAACCCCCAAAUCUGUGGAUUAUGAUUUCACUCCGAUGUCCUCCUCUGGGGUUGAUGUUAACAGUGGUUCUGGUGGCUCAGUGGAAGAACAUACAGCUGGUGGCAGGGACUGCACUUCGAUGGCACAGAAAACUGCUGAGUUCAAAUCAGCUGGACAAGUGGAAAAUUUAGAGACUGGUGCUGAACUGAUUGAGGCUGAGGAGCAAAGUAAAAAGGAAGAGCAGUCAUCCCGAACUUCAACAGCCUGCUCAAAACCAAAAGCUGAGGAAAAAGCACAGUCUACUGGAGAGAACUCUCUAAUUCAACAGGCAGAAGAGAAUAAGGAGGAUCAGUGCAGUAACUGCGAACAUGAAAAUCUUGAAGAGGAAGCUGAUCAGCCAGCCGCUAGUGACAAUACAAACAUUAAUGAUGCUGACUGUGAAACAGAGCUGAAAGCUGAUUUGGAAGAGCAGCUUGAGAAAGAGUCUUCAAAUGGCCCAGAGCCCAAAGUUGAUACAGUCACCAGUGUGGGUACAUCCUUUGUUCAGCAAAACUCAAUGGAUCCAGACCCAGUCUGGGUCCUGAAACUACUUAAGAAAAUCGAGAAGGAGUUCAUGGCUCACUAUGUCAGUGCCAUGAAUGAGUUCAAAGUCAGAUGGAACCUGCAGGACAACCAGCAAAUGGAUGAAAUGAUAUUGGAACUGAAGGAGGAAGUGAGUAAAAGGAUACAAAAAAGCAUAGAGAAGGAGCUGAGAAAGAUCAAAACCAGAGCAGGAAAGAAGCUGCCAAGACCUCCAGAUGAACCACUCAAACGUGAGUCAACACUCCAAACUGAGCAGAGGAGACGGCGAUUGCAAACUAUGCAUAAAAAGUCACACUUCAGUGACAAGAAUGGAAACCAGACUAGGCUAGAGGAUGCAUCAGACUUAUCUUUUGAUGUAGGUAAAGAUACAGCAUUUAGUGAAGCUUUUGAGGCCAGUAUUAGUAAACAAACAAGCGAGGAGGAAUACUGCCCAUGUGACUCUUGUGUGAGGAAACAAAUGGCUUCCAAACCCACAAGAAAUCCAGUGGUGGCCGCCAAUGCCCCAGUCAUGAAAGCAUUUGAUUUACAGCAAAUCCUGAGGUUAAAGAAAAAUUAUAAUGAGGAAGCCUGUGUCUCAGAAGCAGCCCAAGAAAUCAAAACAAUUCCCAGUAGUUCUGUGGAAGAAGCAGCAGAAAAUGGCAAUCCAAAUGAGGAGAAUGAUGAGGGUGAAAUGGAAGUGGAGGGCAAUGAAGAAAAGGAGCCAGAAUUAAACAAAGUGGACAACUCAGUGUUGAAUGAAGGUGGAGAAGGGUCUGAAAUAUCAGAAAAUCAAAACUGUGAGGAAGCUGAAGCCGACAGUAAAGCUGAAGAAGAGGAUGAGGACAUUGGGGCUGAUGAUGAGGAAGAGACAUUUGAAUGCAGAGGAGAUGCUGAUGGCUCUGGAACCGUCAACAGUCCUGAAGAAGAAGCUGCAGAAGGAAGUGAAAAAGAUGAGCAGCAUGAGGCUGAAGCAGUGGAAGGCACAAAUCCAGAAUCAGAUGAGGUGUGUUCAGCUAAAGAGGAAAACAACAGUGAAGGACGUGACAAAUAUGAAGACAACAUUGAGAAACCUACUAGUGAUGACCCUGACAAGGCACAAGAAAAACAUGAAGUCAAAGGUAGCAAGGUUUCUGAGAGAGUCUUAAAGGCCAAAGAUAGAAAAAGCAGUAAAAGGCUACGGACUCUGGACAAAGCAGCUGCCUUUUCUUGUUAUUCUUCUGUAGGAAACUUCUCACAGCAAUCUCAGAAGGGGUCUGAUGAUGAAGGUGAAGAAGAAUGCACAGAUGGCUAUAACUCCAUGAGCAAUCAUCCCAAUGGAGAAAUGCAAAGUGAUGAGAGCAGCAGACCCUCACAGAUGUAUCCUGACAGUGAGGAAGAAGAAGAGGACAAAGCAUCUUCAUGCACUGAUCCUUUGGAAGAUGAGGAGCAGGCAGAGGCUGACGGUACAGAUUCAAAGGAGGUUGAACAUACUGAUAAAGUUCAGACUUCUAAGAAGAAAGAAGGCUCUAAUGAGAUUGGCCAGGAUGACCUGGACUUCUAG
Messenger RNA from Nestor notabilis (Kea), 6147 nucleotides. It is a transcript of the gene RP1L1, whose product is annotated as retinitis pigmentosa 1-like 1. The transcript has 5 exons. Gene Ontology annotation, biological process: retina development in camera-type eye; axoneme assembly; intracellular signal transduction. The coding region runs from base 1 to 6147 and encodes 2048 amino acids. Lineage: Eukaryota; Metazoa; Chordata; Aves; Psittaciformes; Psittacidae. Gene Ontology annotation, cellular component: axoneme. The record is from RefSeq and is a predicted model, not a curated record.